Ctenopharyngodon idella (grass carp) is the source of this 5052-nucleotide messenger RNA. It is a transcript of the gene plp1a, whose product is annotated as proteolipid protein 1a. Gene Ontology annotation, cellular component: plasma membrane; myelin sheath. The transcript has 7 exons. Gene Ontology annotation, molecular function: structural constituent of myelin sheath. Gene Ontology annotation, biological process: axon development; central nervous system myelination. NCBI's taxonomy places the organism in Eukaryota, Metazoa, Chordata, Actinopteri, Cypriniformes, Xenocyprididae. The record is from RefSeq and is a predicted model, not a curated record. Bases 505 to 1242 code for a protein of 245 amino acids.
ACAUUAGAGGUCAGCAGUGAGUCGAAUGUAGUCUGGAUCCACACAGAAGAUUUUAGCUCAUUAGCACUACCUUUUUUCCACAGUUAUAGGCUAUAGUUUACACACAGUCUUAUGUUGAACUAAAAUGUAGGUAAAUAAAAAUUACAAACACAUUAAACUUUUAGUACAAUUAAAAUUUAACACGCAGCAAUUGAUUUGGUCACAGAAUGAGCUAAAUUCUCAUCUGUUUAUAACUGAGCUAAAAGUGGCCUGUAAUUCUUUAUCAAACACUUUGCAUCUUAAAGCUGCUGAUACAAUGCAAAUCAGAGGCACUUGUUUUAAGGGAACAUUUUGAUAUGUUUCUGCAUCAUGACCCUGUCAGUCUGCUCCUUGAACUCUCGAGCCAGUCCAUUGAAAAGACACAUUGUUUCUUAAGGUUGGUCUUUGAGUCUGUGUUCACUGUGUAGGAGACUGUGAGAGCAGUCUGUGGCAUUAUACUGAAGCUCAGCACCGCUGCCUACAGACAUGGGUUGUUAUGAAUGCUGUAUGCGCUGUCUGGGAGGAGUGCCAUACGUCUCUCUAGUGGCCACUCUACUGUGUUUCUCUGGCAUUGCUCUGUUCUGUGGCUGUGGACAUCAGGCCCUUACAGAGAGCGAAAGACUCAUCGAGACUUACUUCACCCGUGACCAUCAAGACUACAUCACCCUAGCGUACCUUAUUGAGUAUUUUCAGUACAUUAUCUAUGGCCUGGCCUCCUUCUUCUUCUUGUACUGUAUAGUCCUGUUGGCUGAAGGCUUUUACACCACCAGUGCAGUUCGGCAGUCAUUUGGAGAAUUUCGUAGUACAGUUUGUGGUCGCUGUCUCAGUACAACGUUCAUCGUGAUCACAUAUGUCCUGGUUGUAAUCUGGUUGCUGGUGUUCUCCCUCUCUGCGAUUCCUGUCUAUUUCUUCUACAACAUGGCAAACACCUGUCACACUAUCCACAUCCUCUCUGAAACACCCUCCAGCAUCAACCAGCUGUGUAUUGAUGCCAGACAGUAUGGUUUACUUCCAUGGAACGCAGUGCCAGGAAAGGCUUGUGGGAUGACCCUGUCUAAUGUGUGCAAGACAAGAGAGUUUUUCUUGACCUAUGAUCUCUACAUUGCUGCCUUCGCUGGAGCGGGGAUGACAGUCUUGGCUCUGCUCACAUAUACUGUGUCCACCACCUAUAACUUUGCAGUUCUACGGUAUCUGGGGAGGAAAGGCAUCAGUCCACGGUGUUAACAUCUCUUCUGUCCUGGUGUCCACAGUGUCCUUCUACCCUCAAUAACAGCACCAUAUUGGAGCACUUUAGAGUUUCUCAUCUCUUGCUUUUCCACAACACGAUUUCCUGACUGUCUUUUAAAUUCUUGGAUGUAAAGGUUUACAUUCUGGAAUCUUUUCUCCAAACUAUCUUUCAUCUAAUUUUUCCACCUAUACCCCUCUUGUCCACCAGGGGAAGUAUUCUGCCUUCAAGUCCUCUGGGAUAUUAUAACUGUGCUAAUGUAACAAAACGGACAGUAUUAGGUGUGCAAAGGAUCUAUGUAUUUUUUCUGUGUAUUUUAUCACUCUUGUGCCUCCAGAAUAAUGGCAGUUGUGGUUUGGUCACAGUUGCCUCAUAAACCGGCUAAACAAGUAGUGUUUUCAAGCCAACUUUACCAAUAUUCUUCUUCAGCAGUACACAACUAAACUGUACAGUCAACAUUCACAGUGAGAACCUAAUUACACGCUACUGCGCUUAUCUUGAUCAUCAGGGUUGCCAAGUCUGUGGUUUUCCUGUGGAAUUGGGCUAUAUUUAAACUGUUGCCACAGGUUUAUUUGAUUGAAAUGCCUGUAUUGAGAUAUUGUACAUUCUACCAAUGAUAAAACUGAUAGAUGAUGAGUUUUGUGAGCAAGGGCACUAGUGAGAAGCCUUUGAGCUCCUGUGAGCUCAUUUAUAAAAACAGACUGUGUUUAUGAUUACUACUAGCCUAAGCCUGUAUAGUGAUUUUAAAGUUGAAAUUGUGUAUAUAAUGCAUAACACUGACUGUAAAAUGUGUAUUUUAGGUAUGGGGUGGCAUAUUUUGAGUUUUGAUUAUUUGGCAGUGGGUAAUCGGGCUAGUUUUGUUACACAGACCUGGCAACCCUGACGAUCAAGCCAACAUGGCUCGAAGGCAGCUAUAAGUAUUUGAUUCCAUUUUUACCCUUUUUAUUAUUUUGUUGUUGUUUUUGUUUUUAAGAUUUGAUACUAUAGACCAAAGAUAUAUAUAUACAUAGAUGCCUCAUAUACAUAAGCCAUCCGCCAUAUUGGAACGGUCAAAGUCGGUCCGUGAACAUUUGAGAGCAAGCUGAAUGACUUUCGUAAACUAACACAAUACAACAAGAUGAAGGUGUCAGCUAACACGACAUUAAAAAAGUAAAAGUAAAAAAAUUAAAAAGUACCUUAGUAAAAACCUGUAAUAUUGAGUUAAUAGAUAUAAAAACACAAACCAACACAUUCUCAAUUCUCAAAUGUUAUCCUAUUUCACAACCAGAAGCUGUUGUGGCAUCAAUCUUACUGUGAGUGACAACACGCUGACCGUUCCAAGAUGGUGGGAGUGCUGAUGUGUCUGGAGCGGUGGCAUCUACGUAUAGAUAUCUAUGCCAUAGACCUUAUGCGCCAGAGAAAGUAGCACGCAGCCAUCUUUACAAUAUUGUGUUCAAACUUCUGUUUUUGCGGUAGCUCUGUAUAUUUCUUUGACAUUACUGUCGAAGAGUAAUUAGCUGGUGAAAUGGUUAGUUAUCACGAGCAUUGUUAUCACGCAGCGCUGAAAAGGGGCGGGGCUAAAUAAGGUCUCUACUAGCAGGAUAGUUUGUUUCUUUUUUUAAAUAUUUGUUUACAGUUAGUAUAUGAGUCCAUUUGAGACUGUCUGUGGGUCUAUCCAUAAUUUAAGUUACUUAAUUGGACAAAAUCUAUACUUGUUUUAGAAAAUUAAAACUAAAUGGUUACACUUUAUUUCGAGGUUUCAGUGUUACAGUGUAAUUAUACAUUUAAGUACUGAGUAUUACUAUUAAUCAACUACAUGUACUUACAAUAUUGUAGGAUCAGGGUUAGUUGUGUGCAAUUAUGCAUAAUUUACUGUUAUCACUAUUGUGAGUACAUGUAACAAGGACACUGUAAAAUAAAGUGUUACCAACAAAACCAUUGGGUAGAAAUAACAUAAGAUUUUGAGAUGCUCAAAAAAACCUCUCAUGGUUGUGAUGGCUGGUUUCCAUGGUGGCCAUCCCUCACAUCUGGUUGCCAUGGAGAGAGAGACAGCAAUGUGUGCAGUUUUCUUGUGACCCCAGCACUUUUUUUCUCACAGCCUCUUGAAAGGACUGAGAAAAGCCUAAACAAUGGUCCAGCCCCUCUUUGUUGGAGGAAAGCCCCAGCACAAACCCAUGCUAGGGGUCAGUUUACGCGUCAGAAGAUAUCGCCUACUGACAAAGAGACUUCUGGGACUUUUCAGCUGCUUGAAUAAAAGCCUUUCUGUGACCGGUGUAUGAUGGGGCUAAUAAUGUUUGUGCAGGUAUUUUGCUGCACAGGGUGUCGUUGCUAAUAGUGUUUCAUGGCUGGGAUAUUUCACUCAAAAUUGAGAGCAAUAGGAAGCAAAAAUGUAGAAAACAAAAAUGAAAAAAGCAGCCUUUUCAGCUGUAGCUUAAUUUUGUUCCUUUUCUGUAGAUACUUUUUUUUUUCAUAACAAAAGUUAACCAAUUUAGGGUUUGAUUUGGUCCUGAACAUUUUUUUUUUUUUUUAUAAUGAAAGUCUUUGAUCCUGACACGUUGGCUGCUUGAUCGCCCCCUAGUGUUUGGUAAAAGCAAGAUUUUAGAGUAGAUGUAAAGCAGUAGUUCACCUAAAUAGUUCACAAAUAAGUGACUCAUCCUUAUGUCGUUUCAAACCCGUAUCACCUCACAAAAAAAAAAACAGUGUUUUAGGCAGAAUGUAAGUAUGUACAACUUGUGCACUAUAUUCCAAGUCUUCUGAAGUCACAUGACUGUAAAAUAAAGUGUUACCAACAAAACCAUUGGGUAAAAAUAACAUAAGAUUUUGAGAUCCUCAAAAAAACCUCUCGUGGUUGUACAACUUGUGCAUUAUAUUCCAAGUCUUUUGAAGUCACAUGACUGAAAAAAAAAAAAUAGCUUUCUUAUUGCCCUUGAAAAACAUGCCCUUCAACAUGGCUUUUAAAUCUCAUUUGUGCUUCACUUGACAUUUGGCAUCAUUGAUGACAAACCUGACAAGACCAUAGAAGACUUUUGAAGAAAUUUGGUGCACAAAUUAUAUGGACUACUUUAAUGAUGAUUUUCUUCUUUCGCUGUAUGAAAAAGAGCAGCGUGAACAUUCUUUGAAAUGUCUCCUUUUGUGUUCCACAGAAAAAAAAAUAGUCAUCACUUUUUUUAUAUAUAUAUAUAUAUAUAUAUAUAUAGAGAGAGAGAGAGAGAUUUUUUCCUUUAUAUAAGGAUUGUUUCAAAGCAGCUUUGCAUUAAUAAACAUGAAAAUAACAGUGUUAAUGUUGCAAAAUGUAUCAAUUAAGAAACAAAUUAAAUUUCAGCAGUUAAGCAGCUCUGCAAAAGACAAAAGUGUUAUUAUUCAGCUAAAGUCAGUUCAAAUUUUGUUCUUAUCCGAUAGUAUCAGUGCAGUCAAAUCAAUAAUAUUACUGAAUGAAUUAAUUGUCUUUUAAAGCCCACCUGGGGCGAGCCGAAGGGGACAGUGGCAGGGAACGCAAAACAAAUAUAAAGUCAUGCAGGUUUGGAACAACACUGUGACUGCGACAAAUAUCUGAACUGUCAUUGUGAACUAUUUUGUUAUGUAACUCUAAUUAUAAGGAGAUUAUUGUAGUUAUUGUAUAACGCUUCCUUUUGCAAAAUUUUUAAUCAGUGAUUUUUGCAUAUUUGUUUAUGAUUAGCACUAACAGUAUUUCUUAGAUUUUUGUGUACAGACUCAAUGCUUUGUUCAGCUCAGGUUUCUUAUUUUAACCUGCUGUUGGCUGCACAGUUUGUUGAUACUGUAAAAACUGAUGGCUGGGAGGUUUAGCACGAAAUAAAGGUCAAUGUCUUUCA